Aspergillus nomiae NRRL 13137 is the source of this 786-nucleotide messenger RNA. RefSeq lists its product as uncharacterized. The transcript has 2 exons. The coding region runs from base 1 to 786 and encodes 261 amino acids. Lineage: Eukaryota; Fungi; Ascomycota; Eurotiomycetes; Eurotiales; Aspergillaceae. The record is from RefSeq and is a predicted model, not a curated record.
AUGGACUCGACUUCAGACCCGUCCCCUCCAUACUCCUUAACAUCAACCACCCUCGGAGAAGAAACCCUACCUCCAACUACCCUCAUCCUAUCAAGCAAACUCAUCCACACCGAGGCCGCCCCCUCAACACCCCUUUACGAGAUAUCACGAGACAUAGCAUCUCUCCCCCAAAAGUUCACAUCCGUAAAGUUCGAACGAAUAGAAACAGACGCGCCCUCAGAAUCGGGAAGCAAGUCCCCGGAACCACAGAAGAAGCUUAUAUUCUAUCUUGCUCAUCCGGCGCAUGCGCGGUACCGGAAAGAUGUCCCCGCAUAUUAUAUCACUGCCGUCUCCCUUGGAUCGUUGGGUAAUAUCCGCUUUGAGGUGAGUAAGUCGCGGUUUCAGAAGGCGGAGUUUCGGGCGCUUCUGAGUGCCGGGAAGAGUAUGGACGAUAAGCCGUUGUUUUGUGAGGAUGUUGAGACUACUCUGUUUACGGCCAAGAUGAAGUGGACCGGGGGUGGGUAUCGGUGGACUGAUGCUCGGGGUAGGGAGGUGGCGUUUGAGGGGGGGAAGGGCGAUGGAGGGAAGUUGGCUGUUACGGCAUCUAUGGAGCAGGAUAUGAGGGAUGCGUUGGUUGCAUUAUGGGUGUUGAGGACGUGGUAUGAGACUGCGGAGAGUAGCAAGGCUAAAGCGGAUGAACUAGCGGCCUGGAUGCCGCCCUCGGCGUAUGCAGGAAUGGAUUUUGGUGCCGUGAAAAAGUCGGGAGCAUUGGGGGCUCUCGGUGCACUUGGUGGAGGGGGCGCUUGA